Homarus americanus (American lobster) is the source of this 900-nucleotide messenger RNA. RefSeq names its product tetratricopeptide repeat protein 39C-like. Lineage: Eukaryota; Metazoa; Arthropoda; Malacostraca; Decapoda; Nephropidae. The coding region runs from base 250 to 900 and encodes 216 amino acids. Gene Ontology annotation, biological process: cilium assembly. The transcript has 5 exons. The record is from RefSeq and is a predicted model, not a curated record.
ACUCGACACACGGAGCAUUGUACUAUACCAUGAAAUACUUUGCAUGUGCUGUCGAUGGAUGGUGGAAGUGUAGUUCUUCAGAUUUAUAAGAAGGAAUGUGGGUGGCCAGUGUCUUGAUAACGACCACGGCACUCGGCAGUAUCGCUAAAAUGAUAACUGCAGGUAACUACGCUCCCAGAAAUUAAGAGGAAGUCUGCAUGUAGUGUCUGGUUUAGUGAUGGGUUGAUCUUUGGAAGAGGGAGGUACAAGAUGUGUUCUGCAGGAGGAAACAGCAACACUAGUGGGGGAGGAGACAAGGGAGAUGGAAGAGGUGCAGAAGCAGAGAGUGGGAGUGGACAGAGUCUGGGACCAGAGGAGUACACCAGACUGGCCCGUGAUGGUAUUCAACUGAUGCUCAACAACAGAUUCACCGAGGCAGAAGAACUCUUCCGUCACCACACACAAGAUAAUCUCCACAUGGCAAUGGGCCACUGUUACCUCACCUUUAUGAAUGCAGUCAUGUCUUUUGAGGAGGAGAAGGUGACAUACAGCAUGGAAACACUACGAAGCAUGGAGAGGAGGUGUGGCGGAGGAGAAAAUGGAUGGUUCUCCUCUGUUAAGAGCAUUGUCAUGGGGUCAAGGAAUGGCCAAGAACAGGGAGAGGAACCAGGCUCACAGCUGGAGCAGCAGGUGAUUCUAGCUGACUGUCAGGUACUUCUGGCCAUCCUCACAUUCCUCCAACAAGAGAUUGGUUCAUACGUCAAAGGAGGUUGGGUGUUACGCAAAGCAUGGAAGGUCUAUGAGCAUGCUUACACCAAGGUCAAGAGAUUGUAUAAGCAAACAUUUGGUGAAGCCCAAGAUGUGCCUCCUAAUUUCGGUGUAGCAACCAAGACUGUUCUCAAUGCUGCAUUGAACUUUUGA